AUGUCGUGUGGAGUCCCAACGUCACCGCGAGGGCAGUUCUGAGGUUAGUCGCCUCUUGACAUCACUACACUACCAUGGACCCGGUCGACACGGCUGAGUCGACUGUCGGUGAGUGAGAAGUCCACCCAGAGAUCAUAGUGAGGAAAUAGUGCAUGUACUGAAGAGUGGAACGGGCAGUGUUAUUGACGGUCGCGACAAGUGCAGAGUGCGUCAUCGAUCAGAGGCCAGUACGCAGGUGCGAGGAGCGAGCCAGGCCCAGUCGGUGAGUGUGAGUGCGGGGUGAGAGCGAGAGACAUGCUGACAGGGGGGACCCUAGGACGACCACAACCAUGUCCAGAGACCCUUAUGGGGGGGCGUCUUUGAGUGGAGCGGGGGGAAACCGGUCGCCGAGGAGUGGACGCCGUCUCGGGGAACUGCCGACCGUAGACCGAUCGCCGUCCAGAAACUACCCGUCCGCGAUCGCCAGCCGAGGGAGUCCCGUGGGCCGGAAGAGCGGCCGAGCAGGAGCGACCUCCCCGGAGCAACAUGCGGGCUACCAGUCGAUGAGUUCCCCCUAUUACGGGCGCGAGGAGGAGCCGCAGAGUCCUAUGAUGGAGGACCGAGGGAGGGCGGGUGGUCACCACCGAUCCCGCAGCGCGACACGACCGCCCAACAACCCCAUGUCGGUCCGAUACCAGUCGCUGGACCGUGCGGGGGCUGAGCCCUCGGUACACGACCGGGAAUUCAUGCCCAUCCGCGAACCGAGGGAGCGCUCCCUCGAGAGGACCGCCGGCAGGGACAGAUCGCUGGACCGCGGAAUGUACCUGGAGGAGGAGCUGUACGGCAGCAGGUCCGCCAGACAGUCUCCUAAUACCCACCUGGGCAGAGACCCCGGGGGCGGCUACAUCGGGGAGCUACAGCACCAGAACAACGACCUCCAGCGGGAACUGGCAAACCUGAAGAAGGAGUUGGAGCUGACCAACCAGAAGCUAGGUUCCAGCAUGCACAGCAUCAAGACCUUCUGGAGUCCAGAACUUAAGAAGGAACGGGCCUUGAGAAAGGAAGAGUCGGCCAAAUACAGUCUCAUAAACGAUCAGCUUAAACUCCUCAACUCAGAAAACCAGAAACAAGCGAUGUUGGUGCGGCAGCUCGAGGAAGAAUUGAGACUAAGGAUGCGAGGACCCAGUCUGGAAAUGCAGCAGCAGAUGGAAGGGUUGUGUAAAACACGCAAUGUUGGUGCGGCAGCUCGAGAAGAAUUGAGGACUAAGGAUGCGAGGACCCAGUCUGGAAAUGCAGAAGCAGAUGGAUGUAAACAAGCGAUGUUGGUGCGGCAGCUCGAGGAAGAAUUGAGACUAAGGAUGCGAGGACCCAGUCUGGAAAUGCAGCAGCAGAUGGAAGUGUUGUUCGCCGAGAAUGAACAUCUCACCCGAGAGAUUGCCAUUCUCAGGGAAACAAUCAAGCGCAGCCUGUCAGUUAUAUUGGCGGGAACAUUCCCUGGUUGGCGGGAGCAGGUGGCACAUCCUGACAUGCACGCAGCCCUCGGCACAUGCAAUCUCGGCGACCUCCGUCUUAGGCCAGGGACACACGGUCCGGGUGAACGCCCGUCCGAGUUUUGUCCGGGCUCCGGAUGA
Molecule: messenger RNA, 1610 nt
Organism: Homalodisca vitripennis (glassy-winged sharpshooter)
Lineage: Eukaryota; Metazoa; Arthropoda; Insecta; Hemiptera; Cicadellidae
Product: ELKS/Rab6-interacting/CAST family member 1-like
Exons: 5
Coding region: 330-1610 (426 amino acids)
Biological process (GO): maintenance of presynaptic active zone structure; neuromuscular synaptic transmission; regulation of synaptic plasticity
Cellular component (GO): cytoskeleton of presynaptic active zone
Molecular function (GO): structural constituent of presynaptic active zone
Source: RefSeq, a predicted model, not a curated record